AUGGCCGCUCGUAACACGCUUCGCCGCUCCCUGCUCUACGUUCCCGGGUCGUCGCAGCGCUUCUUGGAUAAGUCCCGCAGCCUUGUCGCUGACUGCAUCGCCUACGACCUCGAAGACAGCGUCACUCCUCACAAGAAAGCCGAAGCGCGCACUCUCGUGCGGAGAGCAAUCGACCAGCCCAUCCCCUCCGGCCUUCGCGAGCGCGCCGUGCGCAUCAACUCAGUUGACAGUGGCCUAGCACUAGGUGACCUGACAGAAGUGCUCCAAUCGCCCAAUCUCUCCACAAUCGUCAUCCCGAAAGUCAACUCCGCCUCAGACCUAACCUUCGUCCACGAUGUCUCCGCCCAAUCCCUCACCAACCUCCGCGAGAUCUGCGCCGCAACACCCCUCCUGCAAGGCCUCAUCUUCGCAGCCGAAGACUUCGCGCUAGACCUCAGUCUCACCCGCACUCCCUCCCUGACGGAAUUCCUUUUUGCGCGCUCUGCCAUCGUAACAGCUGCUCGCGCGGCUAACCUCCCCUCCACCAUUGACCUCGUCUGCACAGCGUACAAGUCUGAGAAAGCGGAUGGCUCGCCGCCCGCGGCGCUGGAGGAGGAGUGUCAGUCCGGGCGUCGACUAGGCUUCAAUGGCAAGCAAUGUAUUCACCCGACGCAAGUGAAGACGGUGAAUGCCAUUUUCGGGCCGGAUGCGGAGGAGACGGUGUGGGCGAUGCGGGUUGUUGUUGCGGAUGAGAAGGCUGCGGCUGCGGGGCGGGGGGCGUGGACGCUGGAUGGGAAGAUGAUUGAUGUGCCGGUUGCGCAGAAGGCGAAGGCUAUUGUUGCGAAGGCGGAGGCAUGCGGUGUUGAUGUUGCAGGGUUGAGGGAGGAGUGGAAGCAUCAGGAGCCCGAGUAG
Molecule: messenger RNA, 891 nt
Organism: Penicillium chermesinum
Lineage: Eukaryota; Fungi; Ascomycota; Eurotiomycetes; Eurotiales; Aspergillaceae
Product: HpcH/HpaI aldolase/citrate lyase family protein
Exons: 4
Coding region: 1-891 (296 amino acids)
Biological process (GO): oxaloacetate metabolic process
Molecular function (GO): magnesium ion binding; catalytic activity
Source: RefSeq, a predicted model, not a curated record